CGCGCGGCCGCGCGCCGCUUAAUCGAUACCACGCUUAUUCCAUUUUCAAAUAAUCACAUUCUUUCAUUAUCUAUCAUUCAAGCGUUUUAAGUGUUGUGUAUAGACUAUAGACUGAAUUUAGUAUAAGCUAUAUGCAUAUUUGUGACGUAAAAUCGCUAAGGCAUUAGGUGUCCUUUGUAUGGCGUAACGUGUCUGCAAACAGAAAAAACAUAGAUAAGAUGGCGGCGGCACCGGCUUCCUGUAUGAACACUGAAAAUGGUUGCGUCAUGUUUGACUGUCUCGUGCACUUGUGGGAAUGGAUUGAUCCUCCUCUCCAACAGACGCAGUUUCAAAUGGACGCCAAGAAAACUAUACCAGCUCAGCAACCGCUGACUCACCAACACAUAAUGGCCCACCAUGUUCAUCCUGACCAAAUAUACACCCAGCAGCAAAUGUCCAAUCACGUAACAUCCAACCCACCUAUACAAAAUCAGCCAAAUGGCGUUACACAUCAGCAGCAGCAACUCAUACAGAAUCAAUAUCAUGCAACAAUGACCGCGAGAUCACCCCUUUUAGAAAACAGACAUGAAAUAUAUGGAACCAGUCAUAAUCACGAAUACGCAAGACAUUAUGGCGCAAAUGACAACUACAACUAUCAGCAACAGCAAUCUCCAACCACUGAAAGAACAGAGCAAAUUAUUCAUACAGAUCAUAAUGUUAAUCACGAUAUUGUACAUAACAUCCCGAAGGGGUACAACGCCGAAGUUUAUCAAGACUAUUUGAAACGUAACCCACCGAAAGACAGUAACCAAAUAUAUCAAAAUCAUCAACCUAUGUAUAGACCUAAUAUGAAUCAGUAUGGUUCAAAACCUUAUUUGCCAUAUUCGAAUAGAAUAGGACCUCAAAGUAAUACAGAGCUUUUGAGGAGACAGUACAAUGAAAUCCAACAGCUAAAAAUGCAACAGCAACUCCACUAUCAGAAUCAGGCACAAAUGCAUCAACAACAAAAAUUCGCUGAAAGACAACUCCUAUUGCAACAAAUACAUGGAGUGCAGCCUCCACCUAACUUACAAAACAGCAUUUACUCUGACAGUUCCUAUAGGGAUUUGGAUAGGUACGGUAGUAGAAAUGAUUUCAAAGAGUAUACAGGAGAUAUUCAGAAAGAUGUAGAUAAGUAUGCUAAAAAUAAUGAAUAUAGAGAGAUAGAGAGGCAAAAUAAACAGUUCCAAGAAGCGCAAUGGCAACAAAAUCAAGAAGGAUUUAAGGAGAUUGAACGGUAUAGAAGUCCGCCAGAGGAUGAGAAGACAAAGCAUAGAUCCCCACCAACCGAUUUUAAUAACCAAUUAAAAAGGAACACGGGCACGAUGUCUCCGAUGAAGUCCAGUGAAUCCAGUUCGCCUAGCGUAAAGUCCCCAUCAACUGAAAGUCGCAGGAGUAGCAGUGGCCAAGCUUUACGGUCACCAACAGCGCAAAGAAUUCCAUCUGCCCCUGUUACUAUAUCCGGAAUGCUUUAUAAACAAGGAUCCGAUGGCCUCAAAGUGUGGCGGAAGAGGUGGUUCGUGCUAUCUGAAUACUGUUUAUUCUACUAUAAAAGUCAAGACGAAGAAAAACUGUUGGGGUCCGUUCUUUUACCAUCAUAUAAGGUAUCAGCUUGUACUAGUGAAGAUAAGGUAAUGAGGAAGUACGCGUUUAAAUUAGAACACGCAAAUAUGCGGACGUACGUAUUAGCAGCGAUGGAUCAAGAAUCUAUGAUGAAAUGGGUUAAGGGACUAACUAUGGCUGCGCUUAUGCAAAACUACAGCGAACACCAACGGAAACAAAUUGAGCGAACUGCAAAACCAGAGGAUGACGAUAUUCCUGGACCUACAUACGCAAAUGCACCUCCCAAGCCACGACGCUCAAAUGAUGGAUACAAUUCACCAGGCUCAGACAUAUACGACCCAAAUUACGAUCUUUUGAUCAAACCAGAGUCUCAAUAUAAUCAAAGCACUUCGAAGCAAUAUCAAGAUCAAUAUGGAAGUAAAGCGAAUCAAGAAUCUUACGCCAGAACCCCACAGUCGCCUCCCCAACCACCUCUCUAUCAAACAAAAAGAUCUAACGAUUUACACAAUUCUGGAUCGAACCACGAAAGACCUCAAGAACUGUAUAAAUUCCCACAAUCGCCCCCUUUUGAAACAAGACGUCUUCCCGAUGAAAACAUGUACCAAACACAAAAUAAUCCCUUCUUACAAAAUUAUUCAGGCCAGGAAACUCGUAUUCCUCUUGAAACACAAAACACUGAUCAAAAAUCCAUAAAAAGUUAUGGAGACAAUUAUCCAGAAACGAAAACUCGUAAUGAUAAUGCACACGCUAGAGAUGUGUAUGGUGAAUUAAAGGAUCUAAAGCCGGUUCCAACGAACAGUGUAAAUGAUCGAAUUAUGGAGAGACGAACGCCCGAUGCAUACGGGCGAUCCACUACGAUGUCGAGUUAUAAAAACAAACUUGGUGAUUAUGAAGAUGUAUACUCUCCAUAUUCAAGUGAAAAUCCUGCGAAGUCACCUAAUUUAUCACUUCAUCGAGAUAAUAUUAGUUUGUCAAGUCAAAAACAGCAACAAAAGCCCAAUCAGACUCAAGAGAAAGUGUUUAGCGGGCCAUCAGUUCUUCGAAGGAAGAAAAUGCAAGCAAGUGGCAUACAACCUCCCAUGCCCAGGCCACAUAGCGCAGACUUUCUAGAGUACGAAGCUAGAAACGAAUCAUUGAAUAAGACAAUGCCAACAAGAAACAAUUUAGAUCCUCAUAAAAAUCCACAGCGGCCUAAGUCUAGCCUUGACAUUAACUCAUAUUACGACCCCAGUUCAGAAACAUAUUACUCCGAAGAGAGCUAUGCAGAAAAAAUGAGACAGUCAGCUCAAUAUUUGCAGCAACAAGGUCUUGCGCCUCGUAACAUACAGAUACCUCUCGCAAAAUAUGCAAGUGGCUUAGCUGAAAAACAAUUGCAGUCCCCCUACGCUCAUACACCAAACAACAAUUAUGAAACGGAAUUUGGCGCAAAACAACGCGAUAAUAUCAGCUACACCUCAAAAUACAGUGAUCUAGAAGGAUUAAACUCUAAUUGGAUGCUAAAAGAGAAAGAUUUAGAACAACAAAAGGAUUACUUGAACCGAAGUGGGAGUGUAAUGAGUGAUGGAUCAAAUGGAAGUUACCUGAAAGAAGCAAGUAAACUGGAGCCUAAUUCUGAUGGUUUUAUAAGAUCUGCGAGUGCACGAUUACCUACUACAGAACGUGAUGGUGAAAAGAAAGUUCAGCAGCGCGAGGAAUCAAUGAAACGCCUAUUGGAAUGGAAACAAAGAAUGUUGCAGUCUCCUUUGACUAGAAAAAGCACUCCUGCAACUAUUUCCUUAGCAAGAUCUCUAAAUCAGAGUCGACAAUCAUUAAGAUCAGAUCAGUACAAACCUAAAACAUACUCAAAUAAUUCAUAUAACAGCUACUCAUCUGACGAUGAAGCAUCCUUAACAAUAUCAGGCACUAACAUAGAAUCUAACGCAAACAAUAACCAAAUUCAACAAACAUUAUCAAAGAAAUCAUUUGUCGGAAGUAAUACAUCUAUUGGACGUAGUAAUAGAGAUGGGAAUAUACCAGUAAGAGCAGUCAGCCCAAGAGUAAGAUGGGUUGAAGAUAAAGCAAAUGAGCAUUACACGUCACAACAGAUUAGUGCGUCGCAGCAUAAUCUUAAUAUAUUACCGGGCACAGAAGAAUCUUGGGCCACAAUUAGGUCCCCUUCUCGGAUGUCCCAACAGCCCGUAAGCGCUGUCAGUCCUAGAGUUAGGAGGAACACUGAAACUGACGAAAUGCAAAAGGUGCCUCGAGAAUUGGUAGACAUACCGACAGCUGGUGAACUCCUGGGACGUAGUCAUGAAGAAUUAGUUCUCCUUCUGAUACAAUUACGUCGACGGCAUGCUGCAAUACAUCGAUCCAUAGAGCAAUGCUGCCACCAAAUUAAUAGUAUAGAGGAAUGUCUUAGUUCUUUAAAAGCUUUAGAACGGGAGGAGAGUCUACGAAGGCUCGAACAAUUGAAGAUGCAAUUAAUGGAGCUAGAACAACAGUAUGCAAAAAGCAAACCCCUUGUUCAAUUAGUGGAUAAUAUGGUGAAACUUGGGUCAUUGUACAAUAAACCUGGAUCAACAAUUGAACGUCUUGAGAGAAAUCAGAGGCUAAGGCAUAAGGUUCUAGCAGAGCAUGCAGUUGAGCAACAACGGUGGUUGGAAAGUGCUGCAGCUGGCAAACCCUUGGAAACAGAAGCAGCAAGAGCAAGAGUGGCGGAACUUUGGGCUUUGGAACAGGAGUUAGCUGAUGAGGCGUCCAUAUUGCAAGGACUCAAAACCGAUAAAGAUGCAAUAGAAUCAUUGCUUUCAGGUGUUCGUAGUAAGCUGGAUACAGUGAAUUUAGAAGAUCCACUUCAUGGGGGAGGUCUUGAGGUGGAAUUGGCCAGAGUUCACGCGAUGCUGGCGCACAAUUCUAAGGUUUAUAAGAAACUGGAGCAGACGGUAGCUGAAAACGCCCGAUUAGAGCGCGAAUUACAACAAUUGCGUAGGGCGUUACGGGCAAGGAGGGCUGCUCCACAGCCCACACAUUCACAUCCCACGCAGCCUGCACAGCCCACUCAUCCUACCGCCAUGUUAGAAGAUGAAGUUACAAGAGUCCAGCAGUUGGUCACAGCUCUGCAAAGACAGCGUCAAGAGUUAAGUCGCGCCGUGAGGCACUUGACCCAGCAGUCCCAGGUCUUACAGACGACACAAGAUUCUAUGCCAGGGCAACAUCGGCCAUUAUCAUACUGGCAAGAAACGAAUCUAGAUACUGGUCAUACAAUUGACCACGGCCAGGAUUAUGAGUACGAAAGCCAUCCAAUCCACUACGGACAGACGGAACCAUUAUAUGUUGAUACUAGACCUGGCGAUAUCACCUCUCCCAUGACCAGUGAGGACAUGCAGCAUUCGGCAUUUGGUCAUCUAUCCAACGUCGAAAAGCAAGAAAUCAAAACAGUCCGUAUAGUGAAACGCGAGAGUGAGAGACGUCAAAGAGACAGAGAGCGCUCCCUCCAGCCAAUGUCCGAUUGGUCCACCAACAUCACGACCAACAUCGACCAGUUCCUCGAGGAAGAGUUGGUCCAACCCAUCAACAACUAUCGCGCGUCCUCCGUCCCAAGAACGGAUUACUCCAAAUUCGAGGAAUACUACGCGAAACAAAAUAAAGAGACACCGUAUUUGAAAUUCGAGAGGAACAUGGAACUCAGCCCUAAAUACCCAUCGAGCCCGUCUCUAUCUAACUACGACUACUCCCGAGAUUACAAAUACAGUUACGACAGACUAACUCUAUCUAACCAGUACCUGAACAGCCCGACGGAAAGUUCCAGAACUUUAACCAAUGACAUUUCGAAGACCAGCAGUGUCAUGAGCCUGACGAGAUCCAACAUGGAGUUGUCGCCGAUAUUCAAAAGUGAGGCUGCGAAGGAGAUAAUCACAGAAAUGUCGGACACGCAUAAGAAUGGAUCCUUGCAUAGGAGACAGGUUCCGAAAGAGAAGAGAAGACAUUAUACUGCGCCGCAUCAUUUGAGCGCGAAGACAUUGAAUGAAUUACCGAAGAAUGGCUAUAAACAAGAUGCAAUGGCUCGUUCCGUGGACGACGCCGACAUGGAGCGUGCAUUACGCGGCGCCGCGCCUGACGUUGUGAGGUCUGCUCUCCCCGCUACCAAGAUACGCGACUCCAUCGACCAGUUGCUGGCUGCGCCUCAGAAAAUCGUGAUUCCCGAGCGAUACAUUCCUGAGAAGCCCCCAGAACUAUCCCCAGAAGAACAACAGAAGAGACAAGAGAAAGUAGAGUCGAUCAAAAAGAUGCUGUCCAGCUCUUCGGGUGACCAAACUAGCACCAAGAGCCCGGAUGGAGAAAAACGACAGCGGGAACACUUACUACAAAUGAACCAGAUACUCGCCAAGCAGGUCACGGAGAUGAGCAAAAUUAUAGCUGUGAAAGCCUUGGAAGAACUGCCUCUAACAAACAACGCUGAUGAUUCGGAUCGCUCACCAGAUGUGGAAUUGCCAAUAUAUCAGCAGAGGGACAAUUUCUUCACCUAACCUGGAAAAUUAAGACAUUUUAAGUGAAGCUACGAUAGCGAAUUGCGUCACUUGUCUAAGUUAUUUGUGGCAUUCGGUCUUUUAGCUUUGGCAUGGUGUACAAUGCCUAAAUGUAUGAACCAAAUAUCUGAUAAAAACCUCGUAUAAUCAGAAGGUUUUGAUGCAGAUACUUAAGGAAAAUUGGCUUAUUUACUAGGAUGUUGUACUAGAGACACGAAUCUGUAACGUCAGCAGUUAGCAGAAAGAGUGAGACAUAAUGUUGUCUCACUCUUGUAUAUGACGAUAGAAGAACUCAAAUUUAAAGGCUUCAUCAUAUCGUAAAUUAUGUUCAAUGUUUAGGAACAUAUCAUGUAAUGCCAUAUCUUUGUUAUGCUAAGAAAAAUGUUUAAUUGUUGCUUAGCAUUCUGCAUUAAAGAAGUACAAGUUAUAUGUAAAAUCUUGUUAGUAGACGAAAAAAAUCAAAUAAUAGUUAGUGAUUUCAAAUUUGCCUGUAAUCAAAUUGUAAGUAUUUGAAAGCGUAUUUCAUUAUUAAGCCAUACUUAGAAAUGCUUGAAGAAAGAUGUCACAAGACUCGAGGCAUUUUAUAAGUAAGGCAUACAUCUGAAUUGUGUAUGAAGACUCGGUUUAUUAUUUCUAUCGACUAUGUACAUACUAUAGAUAUAUGAAGAUAUUUAAAACUAUUAUUUAGCAAUACCAAAAUGUUCUUAAUAGUUAUAUAAUAGAUCUGAUGUUCGUAACAGAAUGGCCUGAAAAUUAUUUCUUAUUUUAGUAUAUUCACGCUCCUAUUCUAAAACAUACAUCAUAGUCUUGUUUUGAGCGCUGUCAAAAAUCUAAGACAAAAAAUUACAGAUGUUAGCGAUUACUUUUAACGUGAUGAUCUAUAAAAUCAG
Molecule: messenger RNA, 6976 nt
Organism: Pieris napi
Lineage: Eukaryota; Metazoa; Arthropoda; Insecta; Lepidoptera; Pieridae
Gene: kmr
Exons: 23
Coding region: 219-6086 (1955 amino acids)
Source: RefSeq, a predicted model, not a curated record